Molecule: messenger RNA, 921 nt
Organism: Naegleria fowleri
Lineage: Eukaryota; Heterolobosea; Eutetramitea; Acrasida; Naegleriidae
Exons: 1
Coding region: 1-921 (306 amino acids)
Molecular function (GO): protein binding
Source: RefSeq, a predicted model, not a curated record
AUGAAAUUUCAAUUCUUGUCGAUUGUCAUUGCUGUUGUGAUGGUUGUGGUUCUGGUGGUCGUAGACUCGACCGUACUCGCCGGAAAGACCAAAGACAACAACAAACUUUCAGCUCAAUUGGAUGCCCAAUUUGAACAAAUACUCAAAUCUGACAUUACAAAGCUUUCCUAUGCUGAUCAACAAAAAGCACUUCAAGAACAUGUCAAACAAAUUAACAAGUUGACGAAAAAUCAAAAAGACCUUCAUCUCGCUUGGCAAUCAUUGGAUCGUUUGGAACAAAAGAUUAAAAAAGAAUAUGUCGAAAAUAACAGACAGGUUAUUGUGGCUCAAGCAAAGGUCACUAAAGCUUGUAAACUUGUUGAAUAUUACAAAAUUUUACUCAAGAGAUUACAAAUGGAAAUUCUCAAGAUCAGACUCUCCUCUUCAAAGAAGACUAAAUUGACAAGAUAUUACACUAAAUUGAUUAAAAAGUACAAGAUGGAAAUGGAGAAGGCCUAUGAAAUUUAUCAGUCAUCUGUCAAAGUCUCAAAACAAGUCUAUGAAGAAUAUGUCGUUGUGGCCAAGAAACUCUCAAAACAAAUUGAAAACAUUAGACUUCAAAUUUCAAUUAUUGAACUCAUGAAACAAAAAGUAUACUCCACCCAAAGCUUAGAAGUUGAACUCUCUUCCAUGAUUGAAGAAUGGGAACAAAUUAUUCAUCAAGAAGAAGUGACUCAUAUUCAUGAACAAGAAAAAUGUCAAUGUGCCAUUGAAUAUAAUCCUGUGUGUGGUGUGAAUGGUCUCACUUACAACUCGGCUUGUACUGCAAGAUGUGCCAAUGUGGAUAUUCAUUAUCAUGGAGCUUGUAAAUGUCUUCCUCAAGAAGUGAUUAUCAUGAAGGAGAGUACGAGUUCAAUCUCUCAGAGCACUGCUUCUAUUUAA